Messenger RNA from Ectocarpus siliculosus, 1479 nucleotides. The record is from the annotation of a GenBank genome assembly. Lineage: Eukaryota; Phaeophyceae; Ectocarpales; Ectocarpaceae.
AUGAAGCAUGUAACGGACUUCACCAUCCUGGCUGACCUCGCGACAGACGGCUUCUGGGAAUGGUACCCGGCGCUAAACUACGAGUACAUGAGCGAGCGGUUUUGGUCCAUCCUUGGAUACAGCCAGGGCGAAAUGGACGAGAGUCCAGACGCUUGGGUGGAAAAGAUUGACUCCGACGACGCCAGGCGAGCGAUGGCGAAUUUCACAGAGCACUCGGGUAGCAGGGGCGCAGUUCCGUACUACCUGACGGUCAAGUACAGGCACAAAGAUGGACACGUCGUACACAUUGUCUGCAGAGGAUCCGUGGAAGAGUGGCUCCCGGACGGAACCCCCUGGAGAAUCAUAGGCACGCAUACGGAUGUGACCGACAUUGUGAUGAAAGAUUCCUUGCGUGCUAGGGAACAGUUUGUGUCGCGCAUGUCUCACGAGAUUCGUUCACCACUCUGCGCGGUUCUGAACGAGUGUGACCUGCUUGGAAACAAGUACGACCUCUCGGUCAUCAAAGACUCCUGUACGCAAAUAUUGUACAUCGCGAACGAUAUCCUAAGUCUGGACAAGCUGAAGUCGAACGCGAUGGUGCUAGACGCCGAACCAUGUGACCCCGAAGAGGUCAUCGCCAGCUCCAUCAAACGACACAGGAGGGAGUUUAAGAAAAAAGGACUGCGGUUGUCUUCGUCGAUGGACGACAUGCCACCGCUGAUCUCACUCGACAGGGCAAAAUUCAAUCAGAUCUUGGACAAUAUCUUAUCCAAUGCCUUGAAAUACACCAACAAGGGGAGCGUGUCGAUUGACUGCGGCUUCGACUGCAAUAGUUCCAUGCUGAGCGUGACCGUAGAAGACACGGGUGUCGGUAUUCCAGCCGACGAACAGGGGAAAAUUUUUGACGAGUUCUUUCAAGGAAGCAAGUCCAUGAGAGGGAUCGGUAUCGGCCUCCACAUCGUUACCGUGUUGUCCAAGUUCUUGGGUGGAAAAAUAGAGGUGGUUCGUUCCGAGGUGGGUGAGGGGACGACGAUGAGGUUUGGUGUUGUGGCAGAAGUUCUGUCCCCGAGCGACGAGGAACAAUCGGCAACCACCAAGACUUUGAGGGUGUUGGUUGUGGAUGACAUCGCAACGAAUCGCAAGUAUCUCGACCGCAAGCUACAAGGCAUGGAAGACGCCGUGGGCUUGAAGGUGACCGAGGUUGUCGAGGCAUGCGACGGCAAGGAUGCUGUCCGGGUGUUCGAGAAAUCUGACGAUCGCUUUGAUGUCGUCCUCAUGGACUGCCUCAUGCCAAUCAUGGACGGGUUUCAAGCGACAAAAGAAAUCCAUUCCGUUUGUGACAAGAAAGAAAUACCGAGAGUCCCCGUAGUCGCGGUUACCGCUAGCAUCGCGGACAACAUUUAUCAACUGUGUCAAGAUGCGGGUAUGACAUGCGUAGUUACAAAGCCUUUCUCGCCGGAGCAACUAUACCAGUCGAUAGAGAAGUCUAAGAUCGCCUAA